AUGUGUCACUGGAACUUUAAUCCCCCUAGUGCUCCCCACUUCGGAGGACUUUGGGAAGCUGCGGUAAAGUCUACCAAAUCAUUACUGAUAAGAUCGUUGGGGGCGCAGACUUGGACAUUGGAGGAGUUUUCUACAAUCCUGUGUCGGGUUGAAGCUGCACUGAACUCCAGGCCGUUAACGCCUGUCUCUCCAGAUCCGGAGGACUUGGACUGUUUAACUCCAGGUCAUUUCCUAAUCGGUAAACCAUUGAUGUCAGUUCCUGAGGAAGAACUUAAUGAAAAGCCUGUCAACUUACAGCGACGUUGGAAGCUCCUUCAACAAACCUUUCAAUCAUUUUGGCGAAGAUGGUCGUUGGAAUAUCUGAACAUCUUACAGACUAGGAGUCGCUGGUUGUCAAGCCAAGAGAAUGUUAAGGUUGGAGACAUGGUGGUUAUAAAAGAUAACCUUGCACCGCCACUACUUUAG
Myzus persicae (green peach aphid) is the source of this 465-nucleotide messenger RNA. RefSeq lists its product as uncharacterized. The record is from RefSeq and is a predicted model, not a curated record. Bases 1 to 465 code for a protein of 154 amino acids. Gene Ontology annotation, molecular function: nucleic acid binding. Lineage: Eukaryota; Metazoa; Arthropoda; Insecta; Hemiptera; Aphididae. The transcript has a single exon.